Molecule: messenger RNA, 1062 nt
Organism: Scomber scombrus (Atlantic mackerel)
Lineage: Eukaryota; Metazoa; Chordata; Actinopteri; Scombriformes; Scombridae
Gene: ccdc197
Product: coiled-coil domain-containing protein 42 homolog
Exons: 8
Coding region: 1-1062 (353 amino acids)
Source: RefSeq, a predicted model, not a curated record
AUGACAACGGAGAAACGAUCGCGGUACAUUCCCUGUCGUUUUGCUUGCGGUUUCCAGACUUCCAGCAGAGUCCUCGAGGCAGGCGUGAACACUUUACGAAAGACACUGGUUCUGAAGAAACAGGCUGAGUUGGAAGAUGUGGACAAACAACUCGCACUCAAGAGGCAAGAAUUUAAGAGCUGCGUUCAGGCUCUAACUCAGAGAAGAUCUGAACUGGAAAUCAAACAACAGCAGACUAAAGAGAGGGCGAUAAAAUUUGAAAAGUUUGUGGCUGAAAAUGAAGCAAAGAGGCGUCGAGCGCUGAAGAAGUAUGAGGCUGCACAGGAGCAGAACAUUUUGAAGCACAGAGAGAUAGAGGAGCUGACCAAACAGCUGAAACAACUUCGAGCCAGACAGCAAGUUUUAAAGGAGAGAAUGGCAAAAUACAAAAUCUAUGAGGACUACUUAAUGAAAACACUUGAUUAUCUGCCCAGCAAUUACCUUGAAAACGGAUCUGAGUCUUUGGUUAUGCCCAUCAUUCGGCGCCAUGAGACCCUAUCCAUCACCCACCAGGAGCUGCUGCAGCGUUUGUGGCAUCUGGAGGAGGAGGUGGAACAUAGCCAGCAACAGUUGCAGAGCAUGAAGCAGGAUCACAGCAUAAAAAAACUGAUGGCCAAUAAGGAACUUUCUGAACUCCAGAGUGAGUUAGAGAGCCUUAAAGAGAAGAACAGGCAGGCAGAAGUUAACCUGCUGAUGGAGCAAGGCCAGUCCAGAGAGAAGGUUGAAGAAGUGGGCCGCUUACUCAUGGCCAUCAACAACCUGGCAGAGCAGUGUUAUUUGCCAGCAUAUGAAACUCUGGAAAACAUGAACGUAUUGACGAUGAUGAACAUGGUGAAGGAGUACAUUAUGGACAAAGCAGACACAGAGAAGAGAGCCAGGAGACUGAUGGAGUCUGGGUCUGCACUGACAAGUAGAACAGCUCUGACAGACAAAAGAGAGAGGGCAUCCAUGAAAUGCAUCGGCAGCAAAACACAAAUCAAAAGUCCAAGUAAAGUCAGUAGGAAGAGUGAGACAUUUAGUUGA